Messenger RNA from Diaporthe batatas, 1299 nucleotides. RefSeq lists its product as uncharacterized. The transcript has 2 exons. NCBI's taxonomy places the organism in Eukaryota, Fungi, Ascomycota, Sordariomycetes, Diaporthales, Diaporthaceae. Bases 1 to 1299 code for a protein of 432 amino acids. The record is from RefSeq and is a predicted model, not a curated record.
AUGCAUUGCUUCGAUAUCUUUACACCCUUACUCUUGUUCGCUGUCUCGCUCCUUGCAGCCCCUGCCCCCCUUCCCGAUGCCAUCCUGCGUGCCAGGCAGGCCGAACUCCCCGGUUCACUGGCUGGGGCGCAAUUAGGUCAGCCUCCCAGCUCCGUCGACGAUGCCAAAGCCAAGUUGAUGGCCAUCUAUGGGGAUGGGAAGAAACCAGGCAACAUAUUUGACGUUUCUGCCAGCCUGGUCUCAGGCGGCCUGGUCACCGACUCUGUUGCAGCGAUCACCAAGCAAGUCCUCGGAGUCCUCACCGGGGAGAACAGCCACGACAACAAUAACCCAGCGCCGCCGACCACUAUUUUCCCUCAGAAGGGGCCGUCGGAUGCCCCAUACUCCGUUGAUGAGGCUGCGUUGCGAGCUGCCAUCUUCAUGCCUAAGGAUUUUGCCGCUAAGGACAAGGCCGGCCAACAACCCAUUGUUCUGCUGCCUGGCACCGGAAAUACGGGCUUCAUUACUUUCCAGGGUAAUUACAUCAAGCUACUACAAGCCGACAGCCGCUUCAAUCCCAUGUGGGUAAACAUCCCUGGCUACCUUCGUAACGACGCUCAGACGAACUCCGAAUACGCCGCCUAUGCUAUCAACUACAUUGGUGCUAUGACCGGAAAGAAGGUUGGCGUUAUCGCGUGGUCACAGGGAAACCUUAACGCCCAAUGGGCUUACAAGUAUUGGCCGUCGACCAUCGACGUGACCGCCGAUCACAUCGGCAUCUCAGCAGACUACCACGGCACCGUUGAGGCAAAUUUGAUUUCCCCGCUUGGAAUCAUCAACUCCCCGUCAGUCCUACAACAGAAGUUCAACAGCGAUUUCAUCACCACGCUGCGCGCUGAUGGUGGCGACUCGGCCUACGUGCCCACCACGAGCAUCUAUUCUGGCUUCCUUGACGAGAUUGUCGAGCCGCAGCAGGGCCAGCUCGCCUCGGCUUUCAUCCAAGAUGCUCGUGGCGUUGGUGUCUCGAACAACGAGGUCCAGGUGCUGUGCAAAGGCAUGGAGGCCGAUUCAAUUUACACCCAUGAAGGCACACUGUAUAACCCCAUCGGCUAUGCUCUUGCCAUUGACGCCCUGACAAAUGAAGGCCCCGGUGACUUCAACAGGGUAGGAACUGCUCCCUGCAACAGCUUCCUCGCCCAGGGUCUCGAUGAAGGUGACUUCGUUGUCACGGAGAACAGCAUUUUAGUCGCCGCGGUGGCCCUCAUCUUCGAUCCAAACAAGUCAUUCACCGAACCGCCGAUCAAGUCAUACGCGAAGUGA